Myotis davidii is the source of this 2884-nucleotide messenger RNA. RefSeq names its product Sjogren syndrome antigen B (gene SSB). NCBI's taxonomy places the organism in Eukaryota, Metazoa, Chordata, Mammalia, Chiroptera, Vespertilionidae. Gene Ontology annotation, biological process: positive regulation of translation; RNA processing. Gene Ontology annotation, cellular component: cytosol; nucleus; ribonucleoprotein complex. The coding region runs from base 131 to 1345 and encodes 404 amino acids. Gene Ontology annotation, molecular function: RNA binding. The record is from RefSeq and is a predicted model, not a curated record. The transcript has 12 exons.
CGCAAGGGCUGCCGGGACAGUCCCCAUCUUCUUUGCGCGCGCGUUAGAAGAGGCGACGCCGCGGCGGCGAGGCGUUCUCAGUGGUCGUGUGGCCCGGCUCUGCGGGACCGGGACCUUAACGGUGGCCACAAUGGCUGAAAAUGGUGAUGAAAAAAUGGCUGCCCUGGAGGCCAAAAUCUGUCAUCAAAUUGAGUAUUAUUUUGGUGAUUUCAAUUUGCCACGGGACAAAUUUUUAAAGGAACAAAUCAAACUGGAUGAAGGCUGGGUACCUUUGGAAAUAAUGAUAAAAUUUAAUAGGUUAAACCGUCUAACAACAGACUUUAAUGUCAUAGUAGAAGCAUUGAGCAAAUCAAAGGUAGAGCUCAUGGAAAUAAGUGAAGAUAAAACCAAAAUCAGAAGAUCUCCAAACAAACCUCUCCCUGAAGUGACUGAUGAGUAUAAAAAUGAUGUAAAAAACAGAUCUGUUUAUAUUAAAGGCUUCCCUACUGAUGCAACCCUUGAUGACAUAAAAGAAUGGUUAGAAGAUAAAGGUCAAGUACUAAAUAUUCAGAUGAGAAGAACAUUGCAUAAAGCAUUUAAGGGAUCAAUAUUUGCUGUGUUUGAUAGCAUUGAAUCUGCUAAAAAGUUUGUGGAGACCCCUGGACAAAAAUACAAAGACACAGAUCUGCUAAUACUUUUCAAGGAAGACUACUUUGCAAAGAAAAAUGAAGAAAGAAAGCAAAAUAAAGUGGAAGCUAAAUUACGAGCUAAAAAAGAGCAAGAAGAAAAACGAAAGUUAGCAGAAAAUGCUGAAAUGAAAUCUCUAGAAGAAAAGAUUGGCUGCUUGUUGAAAUUUUCAGGGGACCUAGAUGAUCAGACCUGUAGAGAAGAUUUGCACAUCCUUUUCUCAAAUCAUGGUGAAAUAAAAUGGAUAGACUUUGUCAGAGGAGCAAAAGAGGGAAUAAUUCUAUUUAAAGAAAAAGCUAAGGAAGCACUGGAUAAAGCCAAAGAUGCAAAUAAUGGUAACCUUCAAUUAAAGAACAAAGAAGUGACAUGGGAAGUACUAGAUGGAGAUGUGGAAAAAGAAGCAUUGAAAAAAAUCAUAGAUGAUCAACAAGAAUCCCUCAACAAAUGGAAGUCAAAAGGUCGCAGAUUUAAAGGAAAAGGAAAGGGAAAUAAAGUUGCCCAGACUGGGUCUGCUAAAGGAAAAGUACAGUUCCAGGGCAAGAAAACUAAAUUUGAUAGUGAAGAUGAACAUGAUGAAAAUGGUGCAUCUGGACCAGUAAAAAGAGCAAGAGAAGAAACAGACAAAGAAGAACCUGCAUCAAAACAGCAGAAAACAGAAAAUGGUGCCGGAGACCAGUAGUUUAGUAAACAAAUUUUGUAUUCAUUUUAAUUAGGUUUUUAGCUGCAUUUGUCUUUGGAGGCUUUUAAAAAGAAAACCGAAUUAGGUCCACUUCAAUGUCUACCUGUAAGAAAAGAAAAUUUUUUAUUGUUUAGCUUGUCUUUUUGUUAUCCAAAUGAGGAUUUUUUUUUUUAAUGUACAGUUGUAUGUUAUUCAGAUGAUUCAAAUAUCGAAAGAAAGAUUCUUGUACUAAAUUGCCUUUGUAAUAUGAGAAUGUAUUAGUACAAACGAAUAAAAUGUAUACUAUAUAAAAAGAGCAAAAACUUAGUUUAUUUUUUCUUUUUCUGUCCAAAGUAUUUGAGAAAUAAUUUAUCUUACAGUAGAGUGUUGGCUGUGGAUUAUAGGCUGUUCCAUAAUCUGUCUCCCAGGCUGGCUUUCUGUAUUUACUCAGGCAACUUGAUAACAAGAAUUAUUUAUUGUAAAGUUCAAGAGACUUACUGAUUUCUUUUUAUGAAAUUUGUAUGAUGCUGGCAGGUCAUAUCUCAGCUCUAUUAAAAAAAAAAAGCCACUUAAAGAUAAAACUAUAUUUCCAAGCAUUUACCACCUUUGACUAAAAAAACCCCACGAAUUAAGAAAACACUCAAUACUGGUAAACUGAAGAUUUUAGACCUGUCACUUUAACUUGGUAUCCAAGGACUGCCAUGUAUCCCCAAGAUUACCCAUGGCAAGUUGAGUUUGGCAUUUCUGCUACUUUGGUAAUUUAUACCAAAAUUUGAGGUUAUAGGGAAGAGUGUAGAAGCAUAACAAGUGGACAAAAGUAUAUCCUAUGAAAAUGAUAGUACCUCCCUAUUUUUAGUUUCCUAAUCAAUAGCUAGCAAUCUCAUACCUAUUUUAAAGUUUUAUUGUCUGGAUUUUAGUAAUGGUAGUAAGUAGCCAUGUAUUUUCCUACUAUGCUCUCAAAUGAAAACCAACUUUUUCAUAUUCCUUUCUAAAGUAUAAUGUAGGUCCUCCAAACUUACUACUGAUCCAUAUUAGCGGGAUGGCAAUGAGUCUACCUAUCCCUUCAUAUUUUACAACAUAAAUUCUAACUAUAGGUCACAGCUCUCAAAUUUUAAUGUGCAUUGAGGCACAAGUUAUAAUUCAGUAGAUCUGAGUGGAGCCUGAAAUUUUGCAAGUCUAACAAGCUCCCAAGGGAUGUCAAUGGUCAUCAUCUAAAACUCCAUUUGGAGUAGCAAGGCUCUGGUUUGGUAUUAUACUGGAAUUGUUUGUUCUAAGGUGCUCCAUGUUGCAUAUUCUAAUAUCUUAAAUUACAUAAGGAAUGACAAUACUGAAUAGAAAGACUGACCUUUUACACAUUAUAUUAAGAACAGUAAUAGAUCUAGUUAUGGUUAAUACCAUCGUGCUAGUUCAUAGUUCAUUAUCAUGUAAAAACAUUUCCCCUUAUUGUACUCUUCAGACUUUUCAAAAUUAUUUGGAUUGCAGUUAGCUUCUAGUUGUAUGCUUUCCCCAUUUUAAUGUUUGUGAAUAUUCAGUUUACUAAUAAAAAUGUACCAAGCAUGA